AUGAUGCCAGAGACUGCAGAUGUGGAUGGCGACGACGUGCCAUCCAUCGCAAACAACCAGUCUGUUAUCGGUGCCCUGUUGCUGGCUUUCACAUACGCAAACGAUGCAGCGUCCAUCGAUGUUGAAGCGGUGUGUGACGAUUUGGACUCCUGUGACACCGUGUGGGGAAGCGUGACAGUGGCCAGGGAUGUACUGGCCACGUACCGUGCCAUGAACUACAUCUGCACAGGGCUGUUUCUGAGCAGCAUCCUGUUCAAUUCAGUUCUCAUCCAUCAGUAUGCUAUUGUUCCAAAGAGCGAGGCAUCUGCUUUGACAAGAAUGCUUGGAUGGAGGAUGCAUCUUUCGACGUGGUUGAUGUCAGCUGCAACCAUCGUAUUCAGUGUGCAAGUUGUUCUGCAGGUCUCGUUGGUGUUCAAGGCCGUCGUCUUCUUGCCCAUCGCAGUCUUCGGUCUUGCAAUCUUCCUGAUCGUCUUUUCUGCCAUCGCAACUCCGCUUUCAGUACACGUGCGAGCAUCAAGGAAGCGCUUGUAUACGAGAGAUCGGGAAGGCUUCAUUGACGGUGUGCUGCUGGCGUGCGAGCACGACUCAGAUGUCGACUAG
Molecule: messenger RNA, 600 nt
Organism: Symbiodinium natans
Lineage: Eukaryota; Dinophyceae; Suessiales; Symbiodiniaceae
Source: the annotation of a GenBank genome assembly